This is a messenger RNA of Penaeus vannamei (Pacific white shrimp), 781 nucleotides long. The record is from RefSeq and is a predicted model, not a curated record. Lineage: Eukaryota; Metazoa; Arthropoda; Malacostraca; Decapoda; Penaeidae.
GAACCGUGGUGGACUGCGGCGUGUUCUCUCCCGCUGGUGCCUUCGUCGAGAUAUUUGAGGAGGAGGGCGUGGCCGUCACGAGCGAGGAAGCGCGGGCACCCAUGGGCAUGCACAAGAGGGCUCACAUCUGCAAAAUGCUCGACAUGGAAGGCGUGAGAGCUCGGUGGUUGAAAGCCAAAGCCGGCGCCGCGCCCACCGAUUCGGACAUCGACCGCAUGUACGCCAAAUUCGUGCCGAAGAACAUCGCGGCGCUCGAAAAGUUCUCGAAUGUGAUAGACGGCACGCUGGAAUGCAUGGCGGCACUGCGGAGCGAAGGGAUCAAGAUCGGAUCAUGCACUGGUUACCCGGCCCCUAUCGUUGACAAAUUAAAACCCAUCGCUGCUGCCCAAGGAUACGUGCCCGAUGUUUAUGUCACUGCUGACGAAGUGCCCCAGGCCAGACCGAUGCCCUAUAUGGUCUGGCUCAACGCAUCCGCCUCGACGUGAACCCCAUCGAAGCCGUGGUCAAGGUGGACGACACGGUAGACGGCAUCAAGGAAGGGUUGACUGCCGGCUGCUGGACCAUCGGGGUUGCCAAGACGGGUAACUACGUGGCGGCUUCUCAGGAGGAACUGGUCAGGAUGCCUCGCCAAGACCUCGAAAGGAAGUUGAGGAAGGCCUACGAGAUCCUACAGGACGCUGGCUCUCACUACGUGGUGGAUUCGGUGAAGGAUGUCCCUGCUGUGGUGAAGGAUAUCAACCGGAGGAUGGCUAUGGGGGAAAGGCCAUGAGGAGGAGGAGGA